CGUCAUUCAAACGAAGCACCCUAAACCUGGCUGGAAGAAAUACGCAACAGAUAAAACAAGAACAGUUUGUAAAACAAAGAAAAAAAAAUAAACAGUUACAGUCAUGUCUGUGAACUACGCUGCAGGACUAUCGCCUUACGCGGAUAAGGGUGUUUGCGGUCUACCUGAGAGUUUUGAUAAUCCGGAGGAGCUAAAAGCAAAAGUGGAAGCCCUCGCUCAGCUGAUUAAAGAAUCUCAGUACUUGGUUGUCCACUCUGGAGCUGGAAUUAGCACCUCAGCAGGCAUCCCUGACUUCAGGGGUCCCAAGGGAGUGUGGACUUUAGAGGAAAAGGGUGAGUCGCCGCACUUUGAUACCACCUUUGAAGAUGCGCGCCCCAGUUUGACUCACCUGGCCCUCCUGGGACUGCAGCGGGCCGGAUACCUCAAGUAUCUCAUCAGCCAGAAUGUAGAUGGUCUGCACGUUCGAUCGGGCUUCCCCAGGGAUAAGUUAUCAGAGCUUCAUGGAAACAUGUUUAUGGAGGAGUGUGAGAAAUGUGGCAGGCAGUACGUCAGAGAAAAGGCGAUCGGUGUGAUGGGUCUGAAACCGACGGGACGUUACUGUGAAGUGGUGCGAUCCAGAGGGCUGAGGGCCUGCAGGGGGAAGCUGAUCAGCUCCAUACUGGAUUGGGAAGACGCUCUUCCCGACGGAGACCUGAACAGAGCAGAUGACGCAAGCAGACGAGCAGACCUGGCACUGACUCUGGGCACGUCCUUGCAGAUCAAACCCAGCGGGGACCUCCCACUCCUCACAAAGCGCAAAGGAGGGAAGGUGGUUAUAGUCAACCUGCAGCCUACUAAGCACGACAAACACGCCCACCUGCGUAUCUACGGCUAUGUGGACGAGGUCAUGAAACAGCUGAUGGAGCUGAUGGGUUUGGACAUCCCAAAGUGGGAGGGGCCGACUGUUUGCGAGAGCUCCGGCGACCCAUCGGAGUCUCUGUCAGAUAUCAAACCACCUCGUACUGUUUCUGUCAAAGAAAAGGUGAAAAAGGAAGAAAUCAAGGAGGAGAGGAAAAGACAGCUAACCGAGGAUGAGGAGAUCAAAGAGGAGUCGGUUUCAGUAAAGCGAGAGCGAUCCACCUCGUCACAGGAGACAAAUGAAGAGAAAUAGCAUCAGAAACUCGUCUGAAUUUCUGUCCUCACAGCUGCAGCAAUCAGACAGACUCAAGUAAAAACUGAUGCGUGUCUAAUAAGAACACAGAUAAUGGUGUAAAAUGAUGGCUUUUCUUCUUUUUAGUGCAAACUUUUGUUUUACUGCAAGUGUUUAACAGGACAGGGCGAGCGGAGAUCUGGAGCACAUCAUUACGGUUAAAGUUUUUAAUAAGGUGUGUAAGAUCGCUGCUCCUCAUUAAUAUUUAUAGCGUGUGCUCCAGAUCUCGUCCCUGAAGAUCUUUGCCUUUUAAGUCUCCUUGGUUUGAUGCGUUAUAAAAGGAAUAUGAAGCCAGUUCCUCCAUGUUUGACUGACUGGUGGCUGCUCUGUGUACAGUGAGUCUGAGGGAUUUUAGGUCAUGUUGGAUUUUCAGAGCAUAACUGAAUCGUGAUAAUUCAGAGGGUCUUUCUAGGAAUUACAUUUUACAGCAGGGGAACUAAAAUCUGUGUACUUCCUCAGAAAAUAAACAUCUGUAGAGUUUUUUUGGGGACAGGGGGGUGUUUUAUAUUAAAUGUUGUAAACAUAUUUACAUCUUUUGGCAAUAAACAUUAAAACGGAA
This is a messenger RNA of Nothobranchius furzeri (turquoise killifish), 1748 nucleotides long. It is a transcript of the gene sirt6, whose product is annotated as sirtuin 6. Gene Ontology annotation, molecular function: histone H3K9 deacetylase activity, NAD-dependent; transcription corepressor activity; NAD+ binding. Gene Ontology annotation, cellular component: nucleus. Gene Ontology annotation, biological process: negative regulation of transcription by RNA polymerase II. Lineage: Eukaryota; Metazoa; Chordata; Actinopteri; Cyprinodontiformes; Nothobranchiidae. The record is from RefSeq and is a predicted model, not a curated record.